Messenger RNA from Chelmon rostratus (copperband butterflyfish), 4055 nucleotides. RefSeq names its product abhydrolase domain containing 13 (gene abhd13). Gene Ontology annotation, molecular function: palmitoyl-(protein) hydrolase activity. The record is from RefSeq and is a predicted model, not a curated record. Bases 199 to 1254 code for a protein of 351 amino acids. Gene Ontology annotation, cellular component: membrane. NCBI's taxonomy places the organism in Eukaryota, Metazoa, Chordata, Actinopteri, Chaetodontiformes, Chaetodontidae. The transcript is spliced from 2 exons.
CUCGCCGGUUCCUGCUGACAGUUACUCACCUUGCGCUCUCCCCAGUUAACUUUCAUUGUUCAGUUAGUUAACUGGUACAUAGCUGAAUGACAGUGACCGUGCUGUCUGCGUCUUACUGCCUUGUAAAAAAUUCAUGCAGCUGAGUCGCUAAAAAUGAGAGAAGGAGUGUGUGUCGCGUGACUCAGCUGUUGUGAAGCCAUGGAGAAGCCCUGGAGGCUGUGGGGGGCAAUGGAGCGUUGUACCCUGACUCUGGCCUCCUGGUCCUGGGGUGCUUGUCGAGUCUCUCUUUUGGCCCUCAUCCUCACCUUCCACCUGUAUGGAGGAUUCUUUCUCCUAGCUCUUAUCCUUGCCUCUGUGGCGGGCAUCCUCUACAAAUUUCAGGAUGUGCUCCUCUACUUCCCUGACCAGCCCUCCUCUUCUCGUCUUUAUGUUCCCAUGCCAACAGGAAUCCCACAUGAGAAUGUGUACAUUCGCACCAAGGACGGUGUGAAGCUUAACCUCAUCCUGCUUCGCUACACAGGAGGCGACACACCUCCUGGAAUUGCCCCAGGCAAUCAAAGCAGCCCUGCUUCCUCUGCUCCACCUACCAUCCUUUAUUUCCAUGGCAAUGCAGGUAAUAUUGGUCACAGGGUGCCAAAUGCCCUGCUAAUGCUGGUCAAUCUGAAAGCCAACGUGGUGCUGGUGGACUACCGUGGCUAUGGAAAAAGUGAGGGUGAGCCCAGUGAGGAUGGGCUGUACAUGGAUGCCGAGGCAACACUGGACUAUGUCAUGACGCGUCCUGACCUCGACAAGACAAAGGUGGUAUUAUUCGGCCGCUCACUGGGAGGUGCUGUGGCUGUGCGCCUGGCUUCAGUAAAUCCCCACCGCGUAGCUGCCAUUAUUGUCGAAAACACCUUUCUCAGCAUCCCCCACAUGGCAGCAACACUCUUUUCCUUCUUGCCCAUGCGCCUGCUGCCCUUGUGGUGCUAUAGGAAUCAGUUCCUGUCCUAUCGGCAGGUGGCGCUAUGCCGCAUGCCCUCACUGUUUGUGUCUGGUCUGUCGGACCAGCUCAUUCCACCAGUCAUGAUGAAACAACUGUAUGAGCUGUCUCCUGCGCGGACUAAACGCCUGGCUAUCUUUCCAGAGGGCACACACAACGACACGUGGCAGUGUCAGGGCUACUUCGCUGCCUUGGAGCAGUUCAUGAAAGACCUGCUGAAGAGCCACGCUCAUGAGGAGAGUGCACAGCCCUCAGCUAGUGUCACCAUCAUCUGAAAAGAAAAAAAAAACAGUCAGGGACUGACUACAGGUAAUGGGCUGAAGGAAGUGAAGGCUGUUGUGGAUAUUGAAUGGAAGGACAUAAUUGAUUUUUGGAAAGAAUGUACAUUUUUUUAUGCUUUUGUCUGGGUUCUUAUUUUAUUUCACUCUUUUUACCUUUCUGUAAAUGUAACAUAUUUGUUAAGGUGGUUUGACUUUUUCGAGGUUUUAAGAGAGGGUAACAAUGUCCUCAUGGAUUCUUUUGUGUUGCAGCUAUGAAUGCAUGUAUUUGACCUUUACGAAUGAAGCCAGAGCAUACAUGCCCACACUGCAAGACAUGUCUCAACCACAAAAGAAUUAGCUGUAAUGGGUCUGCUGAAAUUAGUUGCAAUCACUGAAACAAUUGUUCAUAGUUUAAUGACCAUGUGAGGAUUUACAGAAUUUCAGUGAAAGCGGAUUACUGCUGGAAUUAAAGUUCCACUUGUUCUGAUAUUCAAACUGAAACACUGAUAAUACGUAGACCUAUACUGUAUAUAUAUAAAUCUUUGUUAAUCCAUUGCACUUUUUUGUUCAUACUUACCCAAGCGUUGAGUUAAGUAGGCUAACACCUUCUGAGCAAUACUUUGAUGGGCAUAAGGAUUUUGUUCUUUACCCUUUUGGUGAGAAACAUGAAUAUUUAGAGUACUCGCAGCAGCUUGGCAUGACAUGGCAUUGUGGUGAUCAAUAUUUAUGUAUACCCUUGAAAACGUUUGUCUGGCACAACAAGCAUAAAAAAAAGAAAUAAAAAAAACUUGUGUUGCUGAAUAAUUAUGGUCAAAAAGUGCUGGCUGAGACGAAGUGGUCAGUAAGAUAAGGUUGACACGUUACUUCUGCGUAUCAAAAAAAGGUUCUUGAGAUCUUAUUUCCUGUCGAGCUACUUCUGUUUCAGUGCGAUUGGGAGACUGUUACUGUGUCCUGUUCAAACACAACUAGCACACAGGAUAGGCUCUACUCUUAAAUGGGCUCAAGUCGCCGUUGAGCAGCUCGGCUCCUGUAGUUUGGUACGGAGCAUGUGUUCUAUGUGUGGUUUAUUAAAAGAUGGGUUCUUCAGGUCUUAGUACAAAACUAUAACACAUGCUCAUACAUGCAGUGAAAGAGUUAUUGAUUGCUGUACUCCUCCUGUCCGUACUGGCUGUGACAAGAUCUGUUUCUAAUGGAAAUGCAUUGGAAGAGAAGAGGACAAAAUACACAGACCUCCUGUGCGCAGAAAAGUUGAGCAGAAGCCAAUAUAAGGUUUCAGCUGUAUGAGUAAGACAAGUGAAGUCGGUAUUUUCCAAGUAUUGAGUUGAACAUUUCCUCUUUGUGUUACUAAUCCUCUGCCAAGUUCAACAAGACAACAGUCUGGACUGUGGAUUCUCUUAAACUCUGAGUGCACUUGGAAGAUAUUUCUUAAUAGCUUACAGGCAGGAGGAAUGAUUACAGCAAUGACUCUUAUACAUUUAUAUGGGCGUGUGAGUGUUGUAUUAAGAUCCUCUUGAAAAAAUCCAAACCUAUCCUUUAAGAACCAAAAGUGUGAGCAUUUUGAAUCAAAUGUUGCGAUUAUUUGUUAGCUAUUGUCAUCAGCAUCAUAAUUGUUAAUUGGAGGAUUCCAGGUUUUCGUCUCACCCCGUGCUUAUGUGGCAAAAUGGCUUUACUCACUCGGAGGGCUUUUAAUGAGCUAAUUAACCUUUCCUGCAUGUCUUCCAGGGGGUGGAGCAGAGCCUGACGACCCUGUUAUCUGCUCUUGCUUUCCAAAUGCAGCAUGCUGCACUGCAGUGCUAUCAAAGCCAUUUGAAUACAGAUCUCCUUAGCCAUAUUUGAUACUGUGUGUCAACAGUAUGCUACAAACAAAAAUUAACAAACAUCGAAAGACCAAAUUUGUUUGUGUCAUUGAAAAAUGGUGUAAAGACUACUAUGAAUGUAAAUUGUGGUCUUAAAUGAACAAGUGUGCUUUAUAAGAAAUAAUGUAUAGAUGUUUUUUUUUCUCCCUCUUUGUGUGACUUUUUGCCACCAGUGGCACAGAACAGUUUCUGACAUUUUUGUAUUAUAUCGAAUCCAUAAGUUGAGUUGGAUGCAUUCAGUUUAAUGAUUUUUUUAACCCAUCAUGCGUAGGUAGAGCACAUUGUGCAUUCUGAGUUCAACCAUGUGACUAUACACUGAUUCACUUCCGUACGCUUAUUUUUACUCACUUCUGUUGCUAGUGUCGCGCCGUCUCUUCAUUCAAGAAAACAUGUAGGAGCUUGUCAUCAUUCACUUGAUUUACUGCUUUGGUGGCUGGCUUAAAGCAUAUUGGCUUUUAUCCUAACCAAAUGUAUUGUUACUGUCCAACAUCCUGUUGCUGAAAAGAAGUGGAAUCAAACUGAAUGUUCUUUUUUUUUUCUAUAAAGAAAAUCUCUUGCCAGGUACUGUGCAAAUGCACUACGGAACAUAUUUUGAUAUGUACACAUGAUUGUGAAUAGAGUGGAAUGAAUGCUGUUGAAAGUGUUGGUAUAAUUUGCAUUUGCAAGCUGGCAUGUGAUUAUGUUGAGUCUUGGCCAAUUUCUGUAAUGAACCUGCACAGUGUUGACAUUAGUCGUGUACAUCGGCCAUGACUUGUAGAAAAAUCGAUGGAUAUCUGAUCAGUCAGACAUCUGAAUUACUCAUCUUUAUCUUCAGUAUGAAACAGUAAGUUUGAGGGAUUUUCCAUUUUAGAGUGAUGUUUCUUUUCUAUUUCAACAAUGUUGACAACUUCUUUGUAAGCACACAUUUUCACUUUCUAUUUUCUGUACUGUAACAUGCAAUAAAUUGAUACCUUAAAACGG